This is a messenger RNA of Fomitopsis serialis, 666 nucleotides long. Its product is annotated as phosphoglycerate mutase-like protein. The record is from RefSeq and is a predicted model, not a curated record. NCBI's taxonomy places the organism in Eukaryota, Fungi, Basidiomycota, Agaricomycetes, Polyporales, Fomitopsidaceae. Gene Ontology annotation, molecular function: sedoheptulose-bisphosphatase activity. The transcript is spliced from 9 exons. Gene Ontology annotation, biological process: ribose phosphate biosynthetic process. The coding region runs from base 1 to 666 and encodes 221 amino acids.
AUGUCCAGCCAACGUCCUAUGCCCCGCUUGAUCCUAAUCCGCCAUGGCGAGACGGAAUGGUCCUUGAGCGGUCGACAUACCGGUCGCUCCGACAUUCCCCUUACGGCGCACGGUGAAGAGAAGACGAAGGAAACGGCGCUUGUCCUGGUAGGAGAAGGCAAGGUCAUUGACCGAAACAACAUCUGCAAUGUUUUCGUCUCUCCAAGGAUCCGUGCCCACCGCACCUUUCACUUGAUGUUUGAUCAUCUGCCGUCGCCUCCACCCCAUGUCAUUACGGAGGAAGUACGGGAAUGGGACUACGGAGACUACGAGGGCCUGUUGCCAACCGAGAUCAAGGAAAGGAACUCCAAGUGGCAGAUUUGGGACGAUGGGUGCCCGAACGGUGAGAGCACUGAGGAGAUGUGCCACAGAGUAGACACCGUCAUCGAUAAGGUCAAGGAGCAUCACAGGCAAUGGCAUGAAGAAGGCAAAGGCAGCCGCGAUGUCGUUAUCAUCGCGCAUGGUCACUUCAACCGCGUCCUGAUCUCCCGCUGGAUCCAGUUCCCUCUUCGCCUCGGUACACACUUCAACGUUGAACCCGCGGGAGUCGCAAUCUUGAGCUACAACCACCGCAGUCUAGCUGAACCGGCACUGAACGCGUUGAACCUCUAUGCUCCGCCGAAUUAG